Molecule: messenger RNA, 1026 nt
Organism: Closterium sp. NIES-65
Lineage: Eukaryota; Viridiplantae; Streptophyta; Zygnematophyceae; Desmidiales; Closteriaceae
Source: the annotation of a GenBank genome assembly
AUGGGCCUGCUCCAUAAAGCAUUAGAGGCCGCACAUAGAGACAUGCACGUGGGUGGGGAGGCUGGUAGAGGGCACCCCCGGGUGGUGGAUCGGUGCAAGCUGGCAGUGUCGUUCGUCAAGAUGCUCUUCAAACCGCCCUUUGACUGCCCACCGUACGUGUGGACGUGUGCGGGUGCGUUUGAAGCACAUGUGAACCAGCAGGCACGCCACUUGCCGGUGCCCGUGAAACACAUCUACGACAAGGGCUUCCCAGAGACGGUGCUCAAAACGGUGGAGGGCAUUGCAUUGGAGGAGGGCAGCAGGAGGCCCGGCACCAAGAGACGCUACCACCUCCGGAUCAGAGACACCAACACUGGCAAAACAUACAAGUUGAUAUGUGUGCCUCACCCUGACGGAGCAGGAGUCAUCCUUACCAAGGUGAAGUGCAACUCGACGCGCUACGCAGUGAUCGACGUCGCGCGUCCCGCCAAGGCGGUGGAUCUCCGCGUCUUCUUCCGCAAGGAGUCCCGCCUCUGCUCGCUUGACGACGCCAUUCAGGCUGCCUUUGAGCGCAUUGCGUCGACGGCAGUCAUUGACAGUGCUUCAGGCUGGCUGCUGCACUGGCCAUGCACCACAGGCCUCGACCUGGAUACCACCAUAGUAACACCUCUUUCGUCAGCCGCCCCACCAUCGGCUAGUCGUUUUGUUCUCAUGGGAGUGUGGCACAUCAGGUCGUGGGUGAUUGCAGGAGAACGCCUCACAUGGAAGCUGAAUGAGAUGAAUGUGCGCAUGCUGUUCCAACCUGAAGGCUUGGUCACCAGCAUCAGUGUUUUCCCAAAUUGUUGGGGGGAGAAGAUGAAGUGUUAUGAGAAGCCGGAGCCAGGCCCGACAACCUCCUCACAGCCCAUCAAAUCAACAUCGUCUGCCUACUCUGCCGCAUCCUGCUUUGACUCGACCUUGUGGCAGGCGCCACCAAAGUGGACCCCGGAGGGCAUCCUUUCAGAAUGCCCCGUCCUUAUAGACUGGCUACAGUACCGGCUGCCUUAG